AUGGAGUGUAAAAGGGAGACAGGCAUAGAUAUCGAUAGAGUGCGUGCUGCAAUUUAUAAAUAUCGUUCAGCAAUAUGUGAAGCUUUUUCAAAUCAUCGAAUCGGACUUAAUAGCACAUUUUUUAAUGAUAAAAUAAUUAACAACGCACCUAUUAAAACGACUGGACCUUUUGCUGGAUACACAGCAUUGCAUAUAGCUUAUGUAAAUGCUGUUGCUGACGAUGGAUCUCAACCUAUUCACUUUGCGUGUUUAUUCGAGAUGCCUUUGGGACUUAUAGAUAUUUUGUUAGAAGCUGGUGCCAACGUUGAUGCUGAAAUAAGUCAAAAACUUUUUGUAAAAUACAUUAGAUGGAAAAGGUGGUACAACGCUUUUGGGAAUGAGAUGACUUUGCUAACUUUUUCAAUUUUAUAUGAUUUUAAUGAUUUGUUUGUGAUAAGAUUAAUCAAAGGCAAAGCCAAUUUGAAAGUUAAGAGUCUGGAGAAUAAAACACUGUUGAUGUAUGCCAUUGAUUUGGAGAAGAACACAAUCGCACGGUCACUCAUAGAAGAAGUAAAAGAUCAUGAAUGGAUAAACGCUUGUGAUAAUUGUGGUUAUCCUGCUACCCACUAUAGAUUAUAUCCAAAUAAUGUGGGAACUGAUCUAUACUUUGAUAGUGGUAGUGCAUUAAGAGAUGAUUCGACUAGCGCUGUUUUGAUUCGCGAAUUACUUGUCGCCGGUACUGAUGUUAACGCAACCAUAAAUAAUGAUCCAAGUACUCAAUUGAUCAAUAUAGCGGCUCGCAAAUGUUUUCCAGAAACACUGAGGCAAUUGUUGCCUUACCAUGACAAUACUUCAAAAUCAACGGCUUUGCAUUACUUAUUGCGUCCACUUAAAACUAGAAAGAGAGAAUCUAUUUCUUGUGGAAAAAUGACAUGUAUCGAGUUGAUUCUAAAAGACCUUCUUUAUAGACGUACAUUUGGUUUAUUCGUUCCUGAAGAUGAAAAAAUAUUGAUGGACAAGUUAAUUGCUGAAGACAUAUAUUUCAGGGAGCUAGGACAUAUCUACGAACAAAAUAUUAUUCAAGGGGAGUUAAAAGAAAAAGUGCUUAAGUAUGAUGUGGCUACUAGAGACCAUUCAGAAAACGACUCUUUGUUUAUCGCAGUGAUGAGCCACGGUGGCAAAAAUACAAUUUACGCCAAAGAUGAGGUGUACGAUUCGGAAAAAUUGUGGAGCGCAUUCACAAGCGAUAAAUGUCCGACAUUGACUGGAAAGCCAAAGCUGAUUUUUUAUCAAUGCUGUCGCGGCGACGAAAAGCACAAAGAGACCAUUGUAAAACCACCUAUUCAAUCCGAUUAA
Molecule: messenger RNA, 1335 nt
Organism: Cotesia congregata
Lineage: Eukaryota; Metazoa; Arthropoda; Insecta; Hymenoptera; Braconidae
Source: the annotation of a GenBank genome assembly